Messenger RNA from Caenorhabditis briggsae, 765 nucleotides. RefSeq names its product Protein CBR-VPR-1 (gene Cbr-vpr-1). Gene Ontology annotation, cellular component: plasma membrane; endoplasmic reticulum membrane. Bases 1 to 765 code for a protein of 254 amino acids. Lineage: Eukaryota; Metazoa; Nematoda; Chromadorea; Rhabditida; Rhabditidae. Gene Ontology annotation, molecular function: FFAT motif binding. Gene Ontology annotation, biological process: endoplasmic reticulum membrane organization. The transcript has 4 exons. The record is from RefSeq and is a predicted model, not a curated record.
AUGUCGGAAAAGCACAGUCUUCUGCAAGUUUCUCCACAUCGUGAACUUGUUUUCACUGGUCCGUUCUCCGAUGUUGUCACCGCACACAUGACACUUAAAAACAUAACUGCGAAUCCGGUCUGCUUCAAAGUCAAGACUACUGCCCCAAAGCAAUACUGCGUCCGUCCCAACUCUGGUCUUCUUAAAAAUGGAGAAUCAAAGCAGAUAACAGUUAUGUUGCAACCUCUCGAAGGAAUUCCAACUGACGCUGGUCGUCACAAGUUCAUGGUUCAAUCGUGUGUUGCUCCAGCUGAAGAUCUCCAAGACUUGGAGUCUAUUUGGAAGAUUGUAGAUCCAGCGGAGUUGACUUACAGUAAGCUGAUGGUCACUUUCACGACAACAAAACGUUCACUGUCAACGGUAACGAAGAAACAUUUGCGUCUGCUGGACAAGCACAGUAAGCUCAUUCAUAUUAUUUUUUAUCUGAAAAUCUUUGCUAUUUACAGAGAGCUCGGAAGCUCUUUCUCUGCUCCUUCUUCCCAGCAAGAUGGAACCGUCGCAUCCCUUCGUAAAUCUCUGAAGUCGACAAUUGACGAGAAGGAGGAGUUGCAGAAGAAAGUUCAUGGAUUGGAGCAGGAAAUCGAAGUUAUGCUCAAGAAAAAUCGAAAGCUACAGCAAAACCAAUCGGAUGGCGCUCUCGUGGAGGGAGCCUUCCCAACGUUGCAAGUAGUCCUGAUUGCAGUUGCCGCUCUUCUGAUCGGACUCAUCUUCGGCCAUCUUUUCUAA